CACGCUGAGAUCUGCCACACUGUGACUUUUGAGUAAACGACCACGAUCAACUCUUCACUCAUCUUGCCGCCCCACGACAACCACGUUUUCUUCAUUCUGCAGAUAAUUGGGUUCAAUACUUCGUGUUUGCCUGCAGGUACAUGUCAUUCGCGGGCACACCGUUAGGUCAAGGCAGACGUCUGGAUCACAGUACAUUUCUCGGGAAACCGGCCUCCAACGGAAACCGCCCACCAAGUCCUCAACGACUAGUUCCUACAUCGUACGCCUACGGGGCACCUUUACUUGGGUCCCGAUCACCUCCAAAACCAACGUCUGCACGUGAGCGCAGGACUUUAACCGAUCACGACGACGGCGAAGCUCCUGCACUGACUCGUCCAGGCGGUCCCCAGCUCUACACAUCACCACCACAUAGUCCAGAGAAGUGGAGUGUCAAGGAUACCUCAGUCAAUAUCGCUACCGCGUUUACCCAGGCUGCCUACGAUAUGCAGGCCGGCAAUCCAAACAACUCGUGGGCUUCAUCGCGCCCAAAUACUUCCUAUCAUCGGGGCACUUCAGCCGAGUAUGAACAAACCUCGCGUGCAUCUGGUCAGCGUCGCCUUGCUGCGCCGCCCAACCGAUUCAACAAUGCAACAAAUAGACUCCAACCUCGUGCCAUCGGCAAGACUACUUCCCUGCAGCAGGUUCCGGACUCUGAAGGUGAAGACAAUUCUGGAGCUCGCGCCAGGAGUCCGUUGGUAGAACUCGCCGCAAAAACACUGGCUAACGCUUCCUUCUACCUCCGUCAACCCUCACGCGAACCCGAAGAUGCGUCAGUGGAGCAGCCCUCCGCCAACGGCAAGAAUGACAGUUAUGAUUACUCUGCAGAGGAGCGCGACUUCCAGAAUCAGCAGCAGACCGCGCCGCGUCGCAAAACUGUACUCAGGCGAGGCGGAGGUAUGUCCUCUGAUAACAAAGCAUACAAGCCAACACAGUCGGAUAUGGAGGAGUCCGACGAAGAAUUUGUGGAUGAUGACAACCGUAGACGGAAGACGAAGAAAAAGGAUGCGGGGCGUAUGACCACUCUUCCGACUAUAAGCGAAACCAAACGGAGGAAGAAGAAACCAAAGUCAUCGAAAGGAGCCACAGCUGGGGAAGAGAGUGAGGAAGGUGAAGAAGAGGAAGAGGAAGAACAGUCCGCACGAGCCUCUCAAGCAAGAGAGCCAGCUCCGACAUUACGUCGGUCUGCUUCCUACCACCCACAACCUCCAGAUGCUCAGCCCAUAUCCGAAGGUGCUCUACUGAAUGCAGAACAAGGACUAAGAUCAAUAUCAGAGAGAGACGAAGGCCAGCCUGACCAACCUCGAGAUCCUCCCCGUCUAUCCGUUGGGGCAAUCCUUGGAUCCUUGAUCAACUAUACCUUUCAUGGCGUUAUGAAUCUUGCCACAUGGUCAUGGGGAUUUGUGGUCGCUACGUUCUUCUUUUGUGGACAGGUGUUCGGUACUUUCAUGGGCGCCACUCUUCUAGUUCCAUUACAAUGGAUACUAAAGGGUUCUUCCGGCCUCUUUAUGAGGUACCUAAUAGUGGGUCUGGCUAUCAUGAGUGCCUGGUACAUUUUACAGGUGCCAAUUCUUAAAUAUGCCCCACGAUUCCCCUCCGGUCCUUCAUAUACUCCACCCGAAAUUCCAGCUUCGAAUAUGGCUGAACUCAACUCCCGCUUGCAACAGAUCGAGGCCACCCUAGCCGGGCUUGCACUAGAGAGUGAGCGUACCAAAGCCAAGGUCGACAAUGAUGCUCGCUCAAGAAGUGAGGUGGUUCAUCGUCUGGGUUCACUAGAGUCUCGGGUGCAAAAGGAGAACGUUAGAGUCCUGGAAGCCGAGGUUCAGCACCGCGACGCCACUUCCAGAGCAGUGCAGGCGGUCAAGAAAGAGAUAGAGGUGCUCCAGGCCCAAAUACAAGCCCAGGGCUCCUCCAAGUCGGAAGGUCCUGCGAGUGAUGAUGAAGCACGGGCCAGAAUAAAGACCCUCGAGGAACGGGUAGGGACGGUCGAGGGAAGUGUCAGGGAGGCUGCUAAAGCUGGAGCCGCGGCUGCCGGCGUAUCAUGGUGGAAUGCCGGCAAAAAGGGUUUGACGAUCAAAUCCUCUGAUGGACAGGAUGUUACGAAGCUCGUCGAACAACUGGUGGAGUCCGCAGUGGCGAUCCAUAACCAGGACACGCUUGCAAAGCCCGAUUUUGCUCUUCACUCUGGUGGCGCACGAAUAAUACCUUCAUUGACAAGUCCCUCCUUCGAGGUACGACCGCAGACAUGGCGGAGCCAGGUGGUUGGCGCGAUAACCGGGAAUGGCUACGCCAUUGGUCGCCCGCCCAUCACCGCUCUUCACCAUGAGUCUCAUAAUGGACAUUGUUGGCCGUUCGCGGGUUCGUCUGGCCAGCUCGGCGUGAUGCUCGCUGCUCCCGCGUAUAUCAAGGAGAUCACCAUUGAUCAUGUCGCCAAAGAAGUUGCCUUUGACAUGCGAAGUGCUCCUCGGCGAAUGGAGGUUUGGGGUCUGGUUGAAGGGAGCGAGAACACCGCCAAGGUCAAUGAAUGGAAGGCUGAGAAGGCUCGGUUGAGGACGGAGGCUUUGGAGCGAGGGGAGACCGUUGAAGAAGAGGAAUAUCCGAAGUCUCUUCCAAAGUCGCCUAUGUACGUUCGGAUCGCUGCGUUCGAUUACAAUAUCCAUGCGCCCAACCCUGUACAGACUUUCCCUGUUCUGGAUGAGAUCCAGGAUCUAGGUGUUGACUUUGGGAUUGUAGCGUUGAGGAUACUGAGCAACUGGGGAAGAGACGAGUUCACCUGUCUGUACCGAUUCCGGGUACACGGCGAGAGACUGGGUGAAGUGCCACCACCUUACUCCGAGGAUGUGUUGUUGGAGUCAUGACUUUUUGCGUUUUCUUCCUUUGUUCUUUUUUUAUUUCCUUCCGCUUCUAAUCCGCUCACUUGUAUGUUACUUAUAGACGAAGUCUUGGUGUCGAUCAUUACACAUGCAUUCUGCUAUCACUGUUCUCGCCAAUGCUCACAUUGUCAAAUGUAUCAUAUAUAUAUAUAUCCUCACAUCCAUGCUGAUAGGUAUCAAUUGCACUGGAGGGUUAUUGUUAAUCGUAACAUAUUUAUCUAGUGACGAAAUGAAGCUUAUGACCUUUCAUAAAUUUGCG
Molecule: messenger RNA, 3168 nt
Organism: Desarmillaria tabescens
Lineage: Eukaryota; Fungi; Basidiomycota; Agaricomycetes; Agaricales; Physalacriaceae
Exons: 3
Coding region: 141-2894 (917 amino acids)
Cellular component (GO): meiotic nuclear membrane microtubule tethering complex; nuclear envelope
Molecular function (GO): protein-membrane adaptor activity
Source: RefSeq, a predicted model, not a curated record